Messenger RNA from Meloidogyne enterolobii, 1712 nucleotides. NCBI's taxonomy places the organism in Eukaryota, Metazoa, Nematoda, Chromadorea, Rhabditida, Meloidogynidae. The record is from the annotation of a GenBank genome assembly.
UUUAUUAAAUAUAAUUUUCAGUUAUUUCAAAAAAGUUUCCGUAGACUAUAUCAGAAAUUGCCCUCAAAAAUUCAUUUCCACAACUCAAUAUUGGGAGUCCGAUUGGGUGAUCUGAAUACAAUUAAAUUAAGUUUUUUACAAACUAAACAAAUUUUAAAUAUAAAAAAUUUGCUAAAAAAUUGCCAACUUUCCACCCUGCACAUAUUUUUUUUCUUAUUAAAUACACUGCAAUUAAUUCCCUUGCCCACCAAACAUAACUAAUUUUUGUCUAUUCUUUAGUCUUUAAAGUUUAAUCAAUUAAUUACAAUAAAAGCUAUUUAAUUAUUUUUUGAUAAUGAAUAGUAGACAAAAUAUUUAUAUUUUAAACUUCCCAUUUUGUCUUGCAAAAUACAAAAAAGAUUUUUUAAAUAAUAAUUUAAGAAGGUAAAAAUAUUAAUUAAACUUUCUUUCCCAAUCUCUCCCACACAUUUUAAUUCUCAUUUAAAUAUUUUUUAAAAGAAUUCUUCUUUCUCCAUUUUCUACAACUUCUUUAAUGUCAAAUGAAGAUAACAAUCACAACCCAACACAAAAUGGAAAAGAAAAACCGAUUAAUGGCCAUAAAAUUAUCUUAACAUCAGAUAACUGGACGGGAGCACAUCAUUCGAUAUCUGAAGCUUUGCUUAGACAUUCUGCUGGUUGUGAUAAAGCUUAUGGGGCUGGGGAUUUGGAUAAGAAAAUUGAAAGAACUUUUAAUCAAAUUUUUGAGAGAGAAGUUGCUGUCUAUUUUGUUGGAACUGGAACAGCCGCAAAUGCAUUGGCAAUGGCAUAUUUGAACAGGCCAGGAGGAAUAAUUUUCGCUCACAAACACGCUCAUUUAAUUGAGGAUGAAUGUGGGGCUCCCGAAUAUUUUACUGGGGGUGCUCGAAUGUUUGGGGUUGAUGGGGCUUUGGGGAAGAUGGAUUCAGAGGAAUUAAAACAAGUUAUUGCACGUUUUGCUGCCAAUCCAGGCCAUGUUCAUUCUGGACAGGCAAUGGCUGUUUCUAUUACACAAAGUACAGAAAGUGGGACAGUUUAUUCAUUAGAAGAAAUUAAACAAAUUUCUAAAAUCGCCCAUGAUAAUGGCCUUCCACUUCAUAUGGAUGGUGCUCGUUUUGCAAAUGCAUUGUGUGCUUUAAAUUGUACUCCUGCAGAAAUGAGUUGGAAGGCUGGGGUUGAUAUUUUAUCUUUUGGCGCAACAAAAAAUGGUUGUUGGUGUGCUGAAGCUAUUAUUGUGUUUAAUGAUAUACAACAAGCUGAUCGCAAUUUCCCUUAUCUUCGAAAACGUGCUGCUCACCUUUUCUCAAAAACUCGUUUCGUUGCUGCUCAAUUUGAGGCUUAUUUCCGAGAUGAUCUUUGGCUUAAAAAUGCCCGUCAUGCAAAUAAAAUGGCCACUCGUCUAGCUUCAAUCAUUCAAUCUUCAAAUAGUUGUAGACUUGCCUGGGAAGUUAGAGCAAAUGAAGUUUUUGUUGUUAUGAGCCGAAGUAUUGUUGAAAUGCUUAAAGAACAGGGAACGUGUCCAUUUUAUGGAUGGAAUGUGCCUGAUAGGGAGAGAAAAGAAUUAAAUCUUGGCCAAGAAGAAGGACUUUAUCGUCUUGUUGCUACUUUUGCUACUACAAAAAACGAAGUUGAUGAAUUUGGAAAAUUGCUUUCUCGUUUCUCUUAAAUAUUCUACAAAAAUAUAUUUAAUUAUUUGA